AUGGCAAGGUGCCCCAAACAGAGGAAAAAAGCCGUCAUUGCGGCAGUGUCCGCAUAUUUGGAGCUCUUGUUCAAUUUCAUCAAUCUCCUUCUACGAUAUUAUGAGGCAUUAGAAUCUGAACAAGAGCAGGCCGUAGAACAUGUUUCAUCUUGGGAGACACCAAUUGCUAGACAAUUAGCUAGGAAUUCUUUUAUGCGGUGUAUCGUUUCUCAUGGCGACAUAUCUUGCACCAUGCUUGUUCGAAUGAAUUGUAGGACUUUUCAGAAGCUUUGUAUGCUUCUUAGAGAUGAGGGAGGACUUAGGUGUAGUUGGAACAUUGAGAUAGAUGAAAUGGUUGCGAUCUUCCUCUACACCAUAGCCCAUAAUGAGAAGAAUCGUCAACUGCAAGCUACCUUCCGCCGUUCAGGAGAAACAAUUUGUAGGGUGAUCAAAUUGGUCCUGCGUUCGGUUUUGAAACUUCACUCUAUCCUACUUCGUAAACCCAAGCCGGUUCUCCACAAUUCUGACGAUCCGAAAUGGAAGCACUUCAAGAAUUGCCUAGGGGCUCUAGAUGGUACAAUUGUCAAUGUACGUGCAACGAAAGAGAAUCAAGAAAGAUACCGUAAUCGUAAGGGAACGAUUGGAAUGAAUGUCCUAGGUGUUGUUGAUCAAAAUAUGGAGUUCAUUUAUUGUUUGGCUGGUUGGGAGGGGUCGGCUCAUGAUGGGAGGGUUUUGAGAGAUGCACUUAUUAGGCCCAAUGGUUUGAAGGUUCCUAGAGGUUACUACUACUUAUGUGAUGCUGGUUACAGCAAUUGCGAAGGGUUCCUAUCUCCUUUUCGAGGUCAACGUUAUCAUCUAAAAGAGUGGGGUGGUAGACGACCAAGAAGUCCUGAAGAAAUUUUUAAUAUGAGGCAUUCAACAGCAAGGAAUGGUGUAGAACGAGCUUUUGGCAUACUGAAGAUGCGUUGGGCAAUAUUGAGAGAAACCACUUGGUUUUCAACCAAAAUGGUCACAAAAAUCGUCAAUGCCUGUUAUCUGUUGCACAACUUUAUUCGUGGAGAGAAUGGUGCUGAUGUGUUUGAGCGUUUGUACGUUGAUGAAGACCCAGAUGAAGAAACAGAAGAUGUGGACGAGGAUCUGAUACUCCAUAUUCAACCUACAGUCGAGUGGUCAGAUUUUAGACAAAAUUUGGCUCAAGAGUUAUGGGCUGCUAGGAGUUGGAUUACUAGUUGA
Linum trigynum is the source of this 1212-nucleotide messenger RNA. Lineage: Eukaryota; Viridiplantae; Streptophyta; Magnoliopsida; Malpighiales; Linaceae. The record is from the annotation of a GenBank genome assembly.